Heterocephalus glaber (naked mole-rat) is the source of this 3518-nucleotide messenger RNA. RefSeq names its product ARF like GTPase 10 (gene Arl10). The record is from RefSeq and is a predicted model, not a curated record. Gene Ontology annotation, molecular function: GTP binding; GTPase activity. NCBI's taxonomy places the organism in Eukaryota, Metazoa, Chordata, Mammalia, Rodentia, Bathyergidae.
GUACGGGACCGGGUAGGAUGUGUGGGCGCCGCCGCAGUCGCAGCAGGGCCAUCUUCCGUAGCCGGCACCUGCACCCCUCGCCCGGCCGCAUGGCGCCAAGGCCGCUGGGCCCCUUAGUGCUGGCUCUGGGCGGUGCCGCGGCUGUGCUUGGCUCGGUGCUUUUCAUCGUCUGGAAAGCCUACUUCGGGCGAGGACGGGAGCGGCGCUGGGACCGUGGCGAGGCCUGGUGGGGCGCGGAGCCCGUCCGCCUCCCUCAGUGGGACGAGUGGGAGCCGGAGGAUGAGGAAGAGGAGGAACUGGUUCUAGAGGAGCUAGAGCAGCGUGAGGUGCUGGUGCUGGGGCUGGAUGGGUCUGGGAAGAGCACGUUCCUGCGCUUGCUGUCCGGGAAGACACCGCUGGAAGGCCACGUUCCCACCUGGGGCUUCAACUCCGUGCGGAUGCCCACCAAAGACUUCGAGGUGGACCUUCUAGAAAUUGGUGGCAGCCAGAACCUGCGCUUCUACUGGAAGGAGUUUGUGAAUGAGGUGGAUAUACUAGUGUUCAUGGUGGACUCAGCUGACCGGCUGCGGCUGCCCUGGGCCCGACAGGAGCUGCACAAGCUGCUAGACAAGGAUCCUGACCUGCCUGUCAUUGUGGUGGCCAACAAGCAGGACCUGAGCGAGGCCAUGAGUGCGGCAGAGCUGCAGCAGGAGCUGGGCCUGCAGGCCAUUGACAGCCAGCGGGAGAUUUUCCUCUUGGCAGCCAGCAUUGCCCCUGCAGGAUCUGGCUGUGAAGACCCUGGCACCGUGCUCAUCUGGAAACUACUCUUGCAGCUUCUCUCCUAGGCUGGAGCUUCCUACUCUGCCUAGCCCUGGUGACCACAGUUCCACUGCCUUCUGCUUCAUCACCAGCCUGGGCCCAGGGCAGGAGCCACAUGGUAGCACUCCCAUCUGCCUUCCUUGCCUUCUCAAGAGCAAAGCUGAGAACCAUACAGAAGCCUUCCUAGUGAGGUGGCCAUGAGGCUGAAGCAGGGAGGUGGGGAGGCAGAGGAUGGGAGAAUGACAGAGUAGCUCCUUCCAGGCUAGAGUGUGGAUCCAGCUUUCCCUUCUCUCACCUGCACAGUGACAUGCCCAAUGGGCUGAAUCAUCCCCUCCCUGCAGGUCUCAGUGGUUGAAGAACCAACAGAGGUCAAAAGUACCCCUAGAGGCUUCAGGUCUCCUGGUCUACUCUUGAUGACUUCAUGCCCUUUUCAGGUGGGCAGGUUCUUGGUGGCAUGAAGUCACCCCUUGCUCCCAGGCCUGCACUGUCCUCCAGCCCCUGCUCUGCCUAACUAGCUUGUGGCCUUGUUCAGUCUCUGCCUGUCUGGCCCCAAGGCCAUCAUUUUUGUUUUGUUUUUUGGUACCGGGGAUCGAACUCAGGACCUUGCACUUGUGAGGCAGGCUGUGGAACCACUGAGCUAAAUCCCUGGUGGGCCAUCAUUUUUAAAGGGAGGUGGUUUCCUUUUAUUUUUUCUAACUGCCAGCUAUGGAGAUACACAGUGCUAGGGUGAACCUGGCAAUAAUUUGCCAAACACUUCCCAGCUUUUAAGGCCUGGCCUGCCCACAUCUCUUGAAUAUAGAGUAAGUGCAGUUCAUCCACCAAAAGAAAGGGUGAAGGCUGGGUUUUCCUCCCUGAUCUGGAGGCAGACUACUACUCUUGUACUAACUGUGCCAAUGCCCAUGUUUACAUAAGUGUGGGGAAGGAAGGAUUCCCAAGUCUCUGGGAAUACAACUGUUAGCUAGAGCUGGGAGUUGGACUCAGAACUGUUUUGUUUAUUUAUGUAUUUAUCAAAGGAACCAGCGAAAGUUCUAAGUUCUGUUUCUAGGUGCUGUAAUCAAAACACCAGGUGAUUGUCAUAGAAAGUUUGGAACUUUGAGGAAAACAGCUAGAAUCAUGACUAUUGAGAUAACCUACAGAUGCCGGUGGAUUCAAGGCUGUAGUACCCCCUAGGGGCCCUACGAGACUUUAAUUAAGAUGAGUACUUCAUAGUGAUUCACAUGAACUUAAAACUCUGCCCCUUGGUCCCAAAUGCUAAAGACACUCAAACCCCUUCUAGGUAGGAAACAAAUGACUCUGGAAGAGAUUUGUCAUUUAAAUCCAGGUAAAAAAUAAUUUCAUCAUGAGCUGGUCAUGGUGGCCCACACCUGUAACUCCAGCAACUCAGGAGGCUGAGGCAGGAUUGAAAGUUUAAGGCCACCAUGGGCUACUUAGACCCUGCCUCACAAUUUUAAAAGGGUGCCAGGUGGGCAUGGUGGCACACACCUGUAAUCCCAGCACUCAGGAGGUUGAAGCUUGAAGACUGCAGCAAGGUCAAGGCCUGCCUGGGCUACAAAGUAAGUUCAAGGCCAGCCAUAGUAAGACUUUGUCUCAAAAACACAAAAAUAAAUAAAAAUUUAAAUAAAUAAAAGAGAGGGUAUGGCUCAGUGGCCCUAGGUUUAAUCUCCAGUACCACUACCAACCACCAAAAAAAAAAAUCAUGCGAAUCCAAAGGACAGGAAUAGCUGACUAGCUAACAGUGUGGCCUUGGGCACAUCAGCCUCCCUGGACCAUUUAUUUAUUCCUCAGCAAAAACGAAGUUGGAACUAAAUUUAUUGGGUUAUCUCCAGUGCACAUUCCAUGAUUCUACAGUGAUCAGCCACUUUUUAAGAUUGUCUCUGUGUUGACACUAGCAUAGGCUAAAGGAGCCUUUUGUCUGUCAGGGGCCAUUGAAUAAUGAACAGCCACAAAUGGAUGGUGUUUUUUUUUUUUUUGCAGUACAAGAGAUCGAACUCAGGACCUUGUGCUUGCGAGGCAGGUAGGGCACCACUGAGCUAAAUCCCUGGCCCACAAAUGGACUUUUUGUUUUUGUUUUUUUGGCAUCAGGGAUGGAACUCAGGUCCUUGCGCUUGCGGGGGCAGGCGGCAGAACCACUGAGCUGAAUCCCUGGCCCACAAAUGGACUUUUUGAAAGGCACUAUCCCAUGCAGUUUGCUUUCUAAUUAAAAAUAAAUUGUGUGUGUUUAUUUCAUUUGACAUCUACCCAGCAUGCUUUGGUGCCAUACUAUGGCCAGUGUCAGAAGAGACACACAAUGGGGUAGUGGGUAGGAAGCUCCCAAGUCCAGAAAUACAAGUGACCUUUGGAAGCAUGGCUGGCUGGGUCCUUGGGCUAUCAGGAUGGAACUAUGGUUUGAGAAGCCAAUUCACUUUCUGCAGUAAGAAGGAAUUUUUCUGCUUUAAUAUUUAAGGAAUAAUUUCAGUUUUAGAGUAGCCUUUGAAACUUUGCUGGCAGCUUUUCAUCUUGUCUUUGAAAGGGUAAGAAACCCUGCAUCUUUGUUCUGUGAACUCUACUUUGUUCUCUAGUACUCAAAGGCUAUCUUUUGAACCAGCACUGAUGGCUGGAAAAGGACCCUUUUCUCUUAAGAUCUGCCUUUUGUCUAAUGAAUAUUCUGUAGUGCAAUUCUUGGAAGUCCUUAGUAGGGGGAGGUAAACAAAAAAUAAAGAAUUCCACUAUGUCUACUUGAA